Messenger RNA from Alosa alosa (allis shad), 2282 nucleotides. It is a transcript of the gene nr2e3, whose product is annotated as nuclear receptor subfamily 2, group E, member 3. NCBI's taxonomy places the organism in Eukaryota, Metazoa, Chordata, Actinopteri, Clupeiformes, Clupeidae. The record is from RefSeq and is a predicted model, not a curated record. Gene Ontology annotation, molecular function: RNA polymerase II cis-regulatory region sequence-specific DNA binding; zinc ion binding; nuclear receptor activity. Gene Ontology annotation, biological process: positive regulation of transcription by RNA polymerase II; negative regulation of transcription by RNA polymerase II; anatomical structure development. The coding region runs from base 506 to 1777 and encodes 423 amino acids. The transcript has 9 exons.
AAAGAAAUGUUGAAAGUCGGGCUGAAAUGACAUUCAUAUCUAGGGAGCCCCACUCGGGCUUGGGCUCUCAGACACUCCCGGUCAUCACUGGACACAGGACCCCCUCCACUAGCACACACAGCACAGUACAUCACAACCAAAGGACAGCCAGCAGCAAGGAGCCUACUCAGGGAUACAAGUCUUCAUCACACCUGAAGGAGGUAUCAGGAUCCCUAACCUCAUCCAGCGGACUGAACUUGUCUUUUUCAGAGAAGCAAAACACUGUUGCACUUUGACUCUUUUUUCCCCCACUUAUUUUGUGUUCUUCAUCUGAAUGGACUAUUCUGGGCAAUAGUUUUGCAAAGAAACUGUGAGCAAGAAAGCAAAGUUUUGUUUGGCGACUGAAGAGGAAACUUAAAGGAAAACAAGAAAGGCCCAGGAGAGAGAUCCUUGGCCUCAUCGCUCAAGCAGGACGGCUGAAAAGAGCUUCCAGAACUAUCUGCCUGAAGUGCACGCUCUCCUCCAAAUGAUGGAUGACCACAUGUCCAAGAUAGCCAUGGUGCCAUCCAGCUCUCCAAGGGACUCCCCUAGGAGCAGCAUCACAGACGACAGCCUGCGUGGUAAGAGCCCGGCGCCAGGUAAAAUCCUGAGCACAGGCCUCCUGUGUAAAGUGUGUGCAGACACCAGCAGUGGGAAGCACUACGGCAUCUACGCCUGCAAUGGCUGCAGCGGCUUCUUUAAGCGCAGCGUCAGACGGAAGCUCAUCUACAGGUGCCAGGCGGGUACAGGUAUGUGCCCUGUGGACAAGGCCCACCGCAACCAGUGCCAAGCCUGCCGCCUAAAGAAGUGCCUUCAGGCUGGCAUGAACAAAGAUGCUGUGCAGAACGAGCGUCAGCCGCGCAGCACGGCUCAGGUGCGCCUGGACUCACUGGAUGUGGACUCGGAGAAGGAGCACCUGGCCACCACGCGCGAGCCCACCUCCACCUGCUCGGUCAUCAGCCGGGCACACCUGCCGUCCUCAGGCAUCAGUACCGCCGCCGCGGCCCCACAGCGCUGCCCCAGUCCCCAGAAUGGACACCGCUUCAUGGCCAGCCUCAUGACCGCCGAGACCUGCGCCAAGCUGGAGCCAGAGGAUGUGGAUGAAAACAUUGAUGUGACCAGCAAUGAGCCUGAGAGGAACUCGCCAGACUACAACACCUCGCUAUACCCCUCCAGCAGUCCGGAGAGUGUGUACGAGACCUCCGCCCGUCUGCUCUUCAUGUCCGUCAAGUGGGCCAAGAACCUGCCUGUUUUUUCCCACCUGCCCUUCAGAGACCAGGUGAUUCUUCUGGAGGAGGCGUGGAGCGAGCUGUUCCUGCUGUGCGCCAUCCAGUGGUCCAUGCCACUGGACACCUGUCCCCUGCUCUCCCUGCCGGAUCUGUCCUCCCCCCAGCAGGGCAAGACCAGCCCCUCAGCCUCUGACCUCAGGGUGCUGCAGGAGGUCUUCACCCGCUUCAAGAACCUGGCCGUUGACCCAACCGAGUUUGCCUGCCUCAAGGCCAUCGUCCUCUUCAAACCAGAGACGCGAGGGCUGAAGGACCCAGAGCAGGUGGAGAACCUGCAGGACCAGGCUCAGGUGAUGCUGGGCCAGCACAUCCACACUCUCUACUCCAGCCAGCCAGCCAGGUUUGGGAGACUCCUGCUUCUUCUGCCUGCUCUGCACUUUGUGAGUUCGGAGCGGAUUGAGCUUCUCUUCUUCCACCGCACCAUCGGAAACACGCCCAUGGAGAAACUGCUCUGUGACAUGUUCAAGAACUGAAGAGGACACACACCCAACCUGAGAGAGACACCGCCCACACAGUGGCUUCCUGCUCUCUUUCAUGGACAUCACUACCAACAACCAAGAACAAAAAAAGACAGAGGAAUUCCAAAGAGUCAUUUCAAACAUUUCAACAAGGCAGUGAAUACAAUGUGACAUCUGAAUGUUGGAUUUGUUAAUUUAGUAGUUGAUUUUGUUUACCGUUUUGUGUAAAAAAUGGAGAAACAGCAGUAUUGGCCAAAGCAUUUCUGCUUACUAAAUGCAAAUAUGUAGAGACUGUGAGUAGCUAUUGUGCAGACAAAUGAAUAUAUUUUAUAGAAAAUAAAAAAUAUUACCGUUGGUCUGUUUUCUUCUAAUUUGUCUGUUGUUUAAAAAUGACCAAAUCAGGAUUCAUUCUUGAUGCAAUGAGAUUUGAUACUUUUUGCUAUUGACUAAAUAUAUGCAAAGCAGCAUGCUUAUUCCUUUUCUGUAAAUAUAAAUAAAAGCCUUUAUUGUGCAUUUUAAA